Phasianus colchicus (ring-necked pheasant) is the source of this 1501-nucleotide messenger RNA. RefSeq names its product intraflagellar transport 57 (gene IFT57). Lineage: Eukaryota; Metazoa; Chordata; Aves; Galliformes; Phasianidae. The record is from RefSeq and is a predicted model, not a curated record. Gene Ontology annotation, cellular component: microtubule organizing center; intraciliary transport particle B; cilium. Gene Ontology annotation, biological process: intraciliary transport; non-motile cilium assembly.
CCUCAUGGCGCUGCGCGGAGGAAGAGGCAGUCGGUGAUUGGCAGAGCCGGUUGCUUCGGCUACGGGCGGUGGCGUGGGGCUCCAAAAUGGCGGAGCGGGAUAACGAUGGGACGGCUGUGGAGCGAGGCCCGGGUGCGGCUUACGCCGCUUUCGUGCUGAUGGAGGAGCUGCUGGACAAGCUGAAGCUGCUGAGUUACGAGGAAGAGGCGCUGCGGCAGCACAACGUGAGGCCGCUUUCCAGGCACUAUUUUGCACUGCCCACUAAUCCUGGUGAGCAGUUCUUCGUGUUCUGCACUCUUGCUGCUUGGCUGAUUGUUAAAGCAGGACAUCACUUUGAACAGCCUCAAGAAUAUGAUGACCCCAAUGCAAUAAUAUCUAAGAUACUCUCGGAACUGCGAUCAUUUGGAAGGCCUGUGGAUUUUCCUCCCGCAAAAUUGAAGUCAGGUUAUGGAGAGCAAGCCUGUUAUGUUCUUGAUUGUUUAGCUGAAGAAGCCUUGAAAUACAGUGGCUUUAGCUGGAAAAGGCCACUGUACCCAACAGAUGAGCUAGAAGAAGAAGAAAUAACAGAAGAAGAUACGGAAUUAACACUUAAUAAACUGGAAGAGGAUAUUGCAGAAGAAGAAUCAGAUAAUGAAGAAAACUUUAUUGACCUGAACGUUCUAAAGGCACAAACAUACAGAUCGGAUGUGAAAGACUCCACAAAACGAGAAGAAAUCUUGCUAUCCACAACAGAUGCGGCAGAGUGGAAUCUGGAAGUGGAACGUGUGCUUCCACAGCUGAAAGUUACAGUCAGGACUGACAAUAAGUGCUCAAAACUGUACGCAGUGCUUGAGAUGAGGCCUAGGAGUGCUGCGCCUGAUGCACCCCAGGACACAGUUGACUCUUUGAGUUGCCAUAGCACACAGCUGACUCAGAUUCCACUUGCUGAUUGGAGGAUCCAUGUAGAUCAAAUGCAUCAACAUAAGGAUGGAAUUGAAUCUUCUUUGAAAGAAACUAGGGGCUACCUUGACAAAUUCCAUAAUGAAAUCAGCCGAACAUUGGAAAAGAUCAAUAGCAGGGAAAAGUACAUCAACAAUCAGUUGGAGCAUUUGAUUCAAGAAUACCGUUCAGCACAAGCCUUGCUGAGUGAGGCUAAGGAGAAAUACCAGGAGGGAAGUGGAGGAGUAACUGAAAGGAUUAGAGUCCUUUCUGAGAUUACAGAAGUUUUAGAGAAAGUGAAGCAGGAAACAGAAGAGAAAGGAAGCAGUAUGACUGAUGGCACUCCUCUGGUGAGAAUUAAACAGGCCUUAACAAAACUGAAGCAAGAAACCAUUCAGAUGGACAUUCAAAUUGGUGUAAUGGAACACACAUUGCUCCAGUCAAAACUUAAAGAGAAAUCCAAUAUGACUAGAGAUAUGAAUGCAGCAAUGAUACCAGAAGCUACAAUAGGUGCCUACUGAAAUUGUUUGGAGCUGACUUGGUUUGCCCAAAAUAAAGUUUUCUACUGUUUGCUUUUUUGGUA